CCUGUACAACUCCGCAUUUGCGUUACAAAAGUUAAACUAAGUUGAAGUCUUAUUCAAUUUCAAAACAGAUAGCAGUCAGUGCAGUGCACUUGUGCCAGAUACAGAUACUUUUAAUCGAUAGUCGAAGGAACGAAGAAAAUUUGAAGGAAAUCAUGCCGGAUAUUCCGUUUGUCUUAAAUUUGGAUUCCCCAGACUCAAUUUAUUAUGGACACGAUAUUUUUCCGAACCGUUUAUACCGACGUAUGCAUUCUCGCCAGCACCAUGAAUUGGAUUUUCAUACGUUGGGAAUGAUUGCCAGAAUGGGUGCUCAUGCUCAUCACUUGGUGGCGAAUAAAAAACGAAAUGGUGAACUGACAGCCCUGGGAGCAUCCAAGGAUAACAAAGGCAAUUUUGAGGUGCAUCUCGAUGUCGCUUUAUUCGAGCCAGGCGAACUAACCGUCAAGCUAAUCAACGAUUGUCUGGUCGUUGAGGGCAAGCACGAGGAACGCGAAGAUGAACAUGGUCAUGUGACUCGUCAUUUUGUGCGCCGUUAUCCGCUACCUAAGGAAUAUGAUGCCGAUGCUAUAAGCUCUUCCCUGACGGAAGACGGUGUGUUGACCAUAACAGCGUCACCAUUGAUGUCCAAGGAGGAGCUACAGGAGCGCGUAAUUCCUAUCAAGCAUGUGGGACCAAGCGAUUUAUUUCAGAAUGUCAAAAAUAAGAAUGAAAAUAUUAAGCCCGAAGACAAGUAAGCCCAGUCAAAAAUAGCUAAGCAAGGAGCGGCCAAGUGAUUUUCUCCAAGACUCUGAAUAUAUAAUACAUUAUAUUAUUGCACUUCAAAAUAUUCAUUCAUUCAUUAAAUCCAAUUAUGACAAUUACAUUUUAAUAAGCAAACUAAUCACAAUUUUAAAGACUUAUCAACUAUUCAGUAUUAAAUAAAAUAAAUAUCAAAUUAAA
Molecule: messenger RNA, 936 nt
Organism: Drosophila willistoni
Lineage: Eukaryota; Metazoa; Arthropoda; Insecta; Diptera; Drosophilidae
Gene: Hsp67Bc
Product: heat shock protein 67B3
Exons: 1
Coding region: 153-731 (192 amino acids)
Biological process (GO): protein refolding; response to heat
Molecular function (GO): protein folding chaperone
Source: RefSeq, a predicted model, not a curated record